Messenger RNA from Pangasianodon hypophthalmus (striped catfish), 2169 nucleotides. It is a transcript of the gene ralaa, whose product is annotated as v-ral simian leukemia viral oncogene homolog Aa (ras related). NCBI's taxonomy places the organism in Eukaryota, Metazoa, Chordata, Actinopteri, Siluriformes, Pangasiidae. Gene Ontology annotation, biological process: regulation of exocytosis; Ras protein signal transduction. Gene Ontology annotation, cellular component: plasma membrane. Gene Ontology annotation, molecular function: GTP binding; GTPase activity; GDP binding. Bases 473 to 1093 code for a protein of 206 amino acids. The transcript has 5 exons. The record is from RefSeq and is a predicted model, not a curated record.
UUCAUUCAUGGAAUCGAUUCCCAGCCUUACUGCUGUCUGACCCUCCUGUCCCGAGGCGGUGGUCUUUAAGCAUUAGGCUAAUGACUGGCGGUUUAUCCACCGGAUUGGUGUCAGUUUGGCUAAACACUCGGGGUUGAUAAGAACAUUUUUAAUCACAGUCUGGAUCCGGGAUGUCGGGCUACUGAGUGUCACCUGGCUGUAGGAAGAGAAGAGCAGGGAAGAGAAGAGAAGAGAAAGGCUCCUCCUAGAUAUAUUGUGUUUAAAUUUGUCUCUUUGUUGACCGGCUCCUAAGAAGCUAAGGUGCCAGCCUUGGUCCUGAACAUUAUCUUCUCCAGACUCCAGAGUCCACGUUGCUCCUCAUCACGUCUGUGACUUAGACCAUUUCCCUCUUCCCGAUCUCUCCUCACUGCUUCUCAGCACUCUCCUACAUCUCCCAUAAUCCUCCUCUCUAUCCCUGACCUCCUGAGUUGCCAUGGCAACCGCCAAGCCAAAAGGGCAGAACUCUCUGGCCCUGCAUAAAGUGAUUAUGGUCGGCAGUGGAGGUGUGGGCAAGUCAGCUCUCACCUUGCAGUUCAUGUACGAUGAGUUUGUGGAGGACUAUGAGCCUACGAAAGCUGACAGCUACAGGAAGAAGGUAGUCCUGGAUGGAGAGGAGGUUCAGAUCGAUAUACUGGACACAGCAGGUCAAGAAGACUAUGCGGCCAUUAGGGACAACUACUUCCGCAGUGGAGAGGGCUUCCUCUGUGUCUUCUCCAUCACCGAGCUGGAAUCAUUUGCUGCGACUGCUGACUUCAGAGAGCAGAUCCUGCGUGUGAAGGAGGAUGAGAAUGUACCCUUCCUUCUGGUGGGGAAUAAAUCGGACCUGGAGGAUAGGAGACAGGUGAGCGCAGACGAGGCCAAGAGUCGAGCUGAGCAGUGGGGUGUGUGCUACGUGGAAACAUCCGCCAAAACCCGCGCCAACGUGGACAAGGUGUUCUUUGACUUGAUGAGAGAAAUCCGUGCCAGAAAGAUGGAGGACAGCAAGGAGAAGAACGGGAAGAAGAAGAGGAAAAGUCUGGCCAAGAGAAUUCGAGAGAGAUGUUGCAUUUUAUAGUAAAAAGUGCUUUAACAAUCAUUACCAUGCUCUUCCCUAAUGUUUUAAAUAUGUAAAUAUGUCUGUUCUAUAUUUCACCUCACAGCCAGCUAAUCCUGGCGUGUGUGUGGGGUUUGCAGCGUUGUCACGGUGAUUGUGCGUCAGAGCCGGAGAUGGUUUCAUAGCGCUUUAGAGUUUCGCCUCAGGUGAAGCUACUAGGAGCUCUUUUUCAAUUUCCGCCAUGUGUUCCGCCAUUAUGUACCAGAAAUCCACAAUAUCUUGUGGAGAGUCUUUGCCACAUGUUGGCAAAAGUCACGUUUCAAAUUGCUCUCAAUCCAACCAGUGAUUUUUACAGGUUCGGCACAAGCCCCGGGAUCCUGAUGCUCGAUGAAAUCCUGAACUGGAACCAGCGGGUCAAAAAAAUGUGGACCACUCGUGUAAACUAUGACCCCUGUUUUGGAUUCAGGUCUAUUAUGUCUGGGCUAUUUGUUCACUUUUUUUGUGAAAAAGAGGUCAAAUAACCCACCAAACAGACCUUGAACUGCCUUAGAAUGAAAUCAGAUGGAAAUAUGGUCAGCGGUCACUAAGUCUCUAAUGGGCCAUUCUGUGUCCUUAUUGUAAAAACAUAGUUUUUAACUUUAAAAUUUAAAUAUAUUGUUGUUACAGUUAAAAUGGUGUGAACUGAUUGGCUGUCAGUUGUGAUAAAUUGUUGCUAUUUAAAUGAAAAGCACAGUAACGUCUUUGCUAGCUAUUAACCCAAUAUCAAACACUGACACUUACGAACUAUGAGACACUAGCUGUGUGUAUGUUUAACUUAUAGUUUCCCCCUUUAUUUAAUUUUAUGCUUUUUGCUAAACUUGUGAGAAAUGUGAAUUGGCAACAGGAAGUUGCUUGCAAAGCAUCUUUGGGCCAUUUGACUUCCUGAUGCCUUGAUGUCCAAUGUGAAUGUGAAGCUCCGUAUUCAACCUUUUAAUCAAGUGUCAUAUUGGAGCAGUAGUUUGCAGGGAAUGCCACUGACCCUGUACAGCGUUAUUUUAAACUGUUAACACUGUGCAGGGCUUUGUUGUAGUUUGUAAAGGUGGUGUUUUGCAAGUUGU